UUGAUUUUUGGUUCACCUUGUUUAAUUUGCAUGUCAUCAUCGUCGCCACCUUCACCACGAGCUCCACCACCUCCGCUUGCGCUGAGUCGAUCGAUAUAAUUCAUUUAUUUAAUGAUGCGCCAGUCAUGUGCGAUCAACUUGUGCGAUAGCCGCGUCUAUAUAUACGCGCUUCCCUCGAUCUCUAAUGGCUCAGCCACUCAUCGGAGAGGAGAGCAGGGGACUGGAGUGUUUUUUUUUUAUUGUUUUGUUUUUGCAGCGAUUGGUUUCCGUUUGAUCGGCGGAUCGCAGGGGAUGGUGAGCAUUGCGGUGAGGGUGUACGAUCCGGAGAAGGACCUGUCGGCGACGGAGGCCGUCGACCGGCUGUGCGACGGAGGCGCCACCGGUCAGGUCUCGCUCUGCAUGGACCUGCUCGGCGACCCUGCCUCGCGCGUCCGCCACUCCCCCGCCUACAGAAUGCUGGUUGCGGAAACGAGUGGGCCAGUGAAGGAAAUCGUGGGCGUCGUCCGUGGCAGCGUCAAGGUGGUCUCCUGCGGCCGGAAGAUGGCUCGGCAGGGAGGCAUGUUGAAGAAAGGCCAUGCUCCGGCGGAGGCGAGUCCCAUAUACACCAAGGUCGGCUACAUCCUCGGCCUUCGAGUCCUUCCUUCUCACAGGAGAAUGGGAAUCGCAUUGAAGCUGGUGGAGCAAAUGGAGGAGUGGUUUUGGAAGAAGGGUGCGGAGUACGCGUACAUGGCGACCACUAAGGGCAACAAGGCCUCUCUGGGUCUCUUCACCGACCGGUGCGGCUAUUCCAAGUUCCGGACGCCGUCCAUCCUCGUCCACCCGGUCUUCGCGCACCGCCUCCCCGUCCCGCUCUCGAUCACCGUCCACAGAAUCCAUGCUUCGGACGCGGAGCUCAUCUACCGCCGCCGGUUCGCGGCCACUGAGUUCUUUCCGCGCGACAUCGACGCCGUCCUCGCGAACCCCCUAUCCCUCGCCACGCUCGUCGCCGUGCCCUCCGGCUGCGCCGCGGCGGAGCGGUGGCCCGGCGCGGAGGCCUUCCUGGCAGCGCCGCCGGAGUCGUGGGCCCUGGCCAGCGUCUGGGACUGCGGCGGCGUGUUUCAGCUCGAGGUGCGCGGGGCGUCGCGGUUGCGGCGAGCUGCCGCGGCGGCGACGCGGAUGGCGGACAGGGUCAUGCCGUGGCUACGGAUCCCCUCGGUGCCGGACCUCUUCCGCCCGUUCGGGGCCUGGUUUCUCUACGGGAUCGGAGGCGAAGGACCGGCCGCCUCGGUGAUGACCGCGGCGGUGUGGAGAGAGGCGCACAACCGCGCGCGGGGGGCAGCGGCAGUGGUGGCCACUGAAGUCGCAGAGAUGGAGCCGCUCCGGCAGGGGAUACCGAGGUGGCGGCGGCUGUCGGGGGCGGAGGAUGUGUGGUGUAUCAAGCGGUUGACGGAGGAAUACAAUUACAGCGCCGUCGGCGAUUGGACCAAGUCGGCAGCGGGGUCCUCCAUAUUUGUCGACCCAAGGGAAUUAUAAAACACCAACAACAUACGCUUAUAAUCACUUUUGUUUUUUCCUCACAUAUAAUUUUUUAUAAAGAUUGUAAUUUUCACUCCCUUUCUUUCUGUUUCUCUUCUAUGUAUAUAUUUAUACAUAAAAGUAUAUCUCAUAUCUGAUAAAAAAAACACAACUGUUUUUAUUUUAA
Molecule: messenger RNA, 1681 nt
Organism: Zingiber officinale
Lineage: Eukaryota; Viridiplantae; Streptophyta; Magnoliopsida; Zingiberales; Zingiberaceae
Product: probable N-acetyltransferase HLS1-like
Exons: 3
Coding region: 112-1512 (466 amino acids)
Molecular function (GO): acyltransferase activity, transferring groups other than amino-acyl groups
Source: RefSeq, a predicted model, not a curated record